CAGUGGAAGCGAUGGCUAUGGGGAGAGACGCUGUUUUCCAGACUGCAAGGUCGGGGAACAGGAGGGAGGAAUGGAGGCGGAGAAUGGAUCGGGAGGGUUUAUAAACCCUUCCAGCGAAAGACAAGCAGCUUCAAACAGAAGCUGCAGAGUAAUAGAAAGAAAGACAUUGAAGAUGGGAGAGUCAAACCAAACACGAUAUCAAGAUCCAAUGGAGUCACUCAAUUCAUCAGCACCUGAAGGGAACAUGUUUAUCUGGUAUGUCUGUGGGAAAAGAUUUCAAUGUCAGUGUGAGUGGUAAAGCGUCAACACGCAGACUCAUGCACCUGAGCAUGAACGUUCCAGAGAUCUAACUGCAGGAAUUAUUUAACAUCAUCCAGUUAACAUUCUGGAAAAAAGCCCACAGAGCAGAGAAACUGUACACACUUUGUGUUUAUGGACAAGGAUUCAACAGAUCAUCCACCCGGGAGAGAUGCCAGGAAAUCAGCAUCAUGGAAAAACCGUGGAAAUGUGUGGAUUGCGGGAAGGGAUAUAAAUACCCAGGCCAACUGGAAGCUCAUCGUCGCAGUCACUCUGGGGAGAGACCGUUCACCUGCUCCACGUGUGGGAAGGGAUUUGCUCGGUCAUCCAGCCUCGUGUCACACCAGUGGGUUCACACUGACAAGAGACCUUUUAAAUGCUCUGACUGUGGUAAAAGCUUUAAGAGUUCGAAAGGUCUAAUUCAACACCGACCUGUUCACACAGGGGAAAAGUCAUUCAGCUGUUCCACAUGUGGGAAGGAAUUCACUUGGGGAUCCAGCCUAAUGUCACACAAACGUUUUCACCAUGGGGAGAGAGCCUUCAUCUGCUCUGUGUGUGGGAAGGGAUACACUUCACGGUCCAGCCUAAUGUCACACAAUCGAGUUCACACUGGAGAGAGACCAUUCAUCUGCUGUGUGUGUGGGAGGGGAUUCACUUCAUCAUCCAUUCUAAUGUCACACAGUCGUGUUCACACGGAAGAGAGACCUUUUACCUGCUCUGUAUGUGGGAGGGGAUUUACGUCAUCAUCCAGCCUAAUAUCGCACAGUCGAGUUCACACUGGAGAGAGACCUUUUACUUGCUCUGUGUGUGGGAGGGGAUUCACAUCAUCAUCCAGCCUAAGGUCACAUAAGUCAUCUCAUACUGGAGAGAGACCGUUCAUCUGCUCUCAGUGUGGGAAGAGCUUCAGUCAGUUAUCCAGCCUCACCAAACAUCGACGCAUUCACAAUGGGGAGAAACCAUUCACCUGCUCCAUUUGUGGGAAGGGAUUCACUUGUUUGUCCCACCUUACUUAUCACAGGCGUGUUCACACUGGAGAGAGACCAUUUGUCUGCUCUGUGUGUGGGAAGGGAUUUAUUAAAUCAGCACAACUUCUGAUACACCAGCGUAGUCACACUAGAGAGAGACCGUACACCUGCACCGAGUGUGGGAAGGGAUUCACACGGUCAUCUGUGCUCAGUGAGCACCAGCGUAUUCACACUGGGGAGAAACCUUUUACCUGCUCUGUGUGUGGGAAGGGAUUCACUCGGUCCUCCAAUCUCAGCAGACACGGGCUUAUUCACACUGAUGAGAGACCAUUUAAAUGCUCUGACUGUGAGAAGAGCUUUAGAAGCAGCAAUGAUUUGAUGAAACACCAGCAAACCCAUUCUGGGGAGAGGCCGUUCACCUGCCCUGUGUGUGGCAAGGGAUUCAAUGAUUCAUCCACACGUCUGAGACACCAACGAGUUAUUCCGAUGUUUGAAAUCUUUUCCUACAUUCACAGCAGAGAAAGGUUUCUCCUUUCACAUUUCCAGGUGGAUGAUAUCCAGGUCCUGAGUGACUUUGCCAUUGUGUUUGCCCCGGCCUUCCGUCUCCGAUUAAUUGAAGGACCUUCCGUUCCGGCACCGACCUCCAGCCACGCCCACUUCCCUUUGGACCGGAAUCGACGUCAUGCAGCCUUCCUCCCAUCCCCCACCUCCGUAAACCUCGAGCGGGACGGAGGUGGUGCCGGCGAGUGUGGGAGGAGGCUGGUUGUGGCGAGGCUUCGCCUGAAGAGAUACAAGGACAACAUCUCCAUGGAGAAACCGUGGAAAUGCGAGGACUGUGGUAAAGGAUUCAAUUACCCAUCCCAGCUGGAAAUCCACCGACGAGUUCACACUGGAGAAAAGCCAUUUACGUGUUCUGUGUGUGGAAAGGGAUUUACUCAGACAACCAAACUCGUGUCACAUCAGAGAAUUCACACUGAGGAGAGACCGUUCACCUGUUCAGAGUGUGGGAAGGGAUUUACGCAGACAUCCUGCCUCAUGUUACACCAGCGGAUUCACACUAAGGAGAGGCCCUUCAGCUGCAUGUACUGUGCAAAGAGGUUCAUGUCUUCAUCUGACUUGAAUAUACACCAUCGAGUUCACACUGGGGAGAAACCAUUCAACUGUUCUGUGUGUGAGAAGAGAUUUCCUCAUUCAUCUGGCCUUCGAUCACACCAGCGAAUUCAUACUGAGCAGAAACCAUUCAGCUGCACCUCCUGUGGAAAAAGGUUCAGGCAUUCAUCUGCUCUUGUUGAACACCAGCGAGUUCACUCUGGUGAAAAGCCAUUCACCUGCCCAGUGUGUGGGCAAGGGUUCACUCAGUCAUCCAGUUUGCUGAGACACCAGCGUGUUCACACUGGAGAGAAGCCAUUCAGGUGCACUUCCUGUGGGAAAGGUUUCCGGCAGUCAUCCACCCUGAUUGCACACCAGCGAAUUCACACGGGGGAGAAACCAUUCACUUGUUCUGCAUGUGGAAAGGGAUUCACUGUAUCAUCCGCACUUGAGUCACACCAGCUAAUUCACACAGAGGAGAAGCCAUUCAACUGCACUUCCUGCAGGAAGAGUUUCAGGUGUUCAUCCUCUCUCCUUGCUCACCAGCGAGUUCAUACUGGAGAGAGGCCAUUCAUCUGCUCUGUGUGUGGGAAGGGAUUCACUCGGUCCUUCAACCUAGUGACACAUAAGCGAGCUCAUAGGUGAACCUCAAUAACAUGUAAACUGCAGCAGUUCAAGGAGGAAACUCACCACCAUCUUCUUCGUGGCCACUAAUGAUGACCCAAACAAUGAUUUCCUUAUCUUAUGAAAGAAUUGGAUUUGCUGUUAUUGCUGUUGUUGAUCACUUCCAAAAUUGACAGUCUGACAAUAUUAGAUUUGUUUCAACUGAUGUUAACACAUCUAUAACUGGCUGUAGUUUGGUAAUCUGGAUAUGUUGCUGAUAUUUUGGACAACAAUUUCCUUUCUUAAAAACACUAACGGUGAUCCUGAAUUUGAGAUCUGUAUUUGGUGAGGAGAACAGAUGUCUUGUGGAAGGGAAAACACAAAAAUUAUCAAUUUACAAAAAGAAAGCUGACAAAGGAGAUCACCAAAAAAGCUUUGUCCAACAAAGCUCCCAAGGCUAACUGUUCCUUUCAUUGCCCUGUAUUGCACAGAUUGACAGCAUCACAUCUUUAGGUCCAGGAUGAAGAAUGAAGUGAAAUUGGGCUGUGUUGGAGCCCCCACUUGGUUUUGCAUUUUCUUCUUCAUUCUCUCGGCCUUGGCAUUCCCCUCUGAUAUGAAGGAAUUUACCUGUAUGCCAGGUCAGACAGUGAGCUCUACAAUCAAUCCAGACUGAAAACAAAGACAAAAAUAAAGCAUGUCUUUAAUCAGAGAAUUCCUUUACCCUACACUGAUGACAGUGCACUGAUCACUCACACAAACUGAUCUACAAAAGCUCAUGGAUCAUCUCGCCCAUGUUUGUAGCCUGCUGUCUCUGACUUUAAACAUCAACAGAUCCACACCUGGACCAGGCUAAAUAACAUCCUACUUGAAAUGUUUAACAACUUCUGUGACCUUGAGUCUGCAGUGAGAUAAUCUUUUUUUUUGAAGCAGAACUCAAUGCACAUAGAUGGAAAGCAGAGACUACCUUUGGCCGUCUCUUGAAUCAUACGUAGAAUAACCUCAUGCUGACUCAGCACUCAGAUGUUGGUUUCUGAAGCCUGUGCUCUCAAAACCUUGUUAUCUGGAACUUAAAGACAGGUGACUGAUAGCAGUUUUGAUGUAAGGUCUAUAUUAUAUAUGUGUAUAUAUGUCUAGGUUUUAUGAUAUAUAUAUAUAUCUGUGUGUGUGUGAGAUCUAUUUUAGAGUUUGGAUUUUGAACUAGCAUCAUGUGUGCUUUAAUCUGUAAGUGUGAAGGGGUUUAAUUUUUUUUAAGAUUUGUUCAU
This is a messenger RNA of Rhincodon typus (whale shark), 4216 nucleotides long. RefSeq names its product zinc finger protein 850-like. Gene Ontology annotation, molecular function: RNA polymerase II cis-regulatory region sequence-specific DNA binding; DNA-binding transcription activator activity, RNA polymerase II-specific. The transcript is spliced from 5 exons. Gene Ontology annotation, cellular component: nucleus. NCBI's taxonomy places the organism in Eukaryota, Metazoa, Chordata, Chondrichthyes, Orectolobiformes, Rhincodontidae. The record is from RefSeq and is a predicted model, not a curated record. Bases 489 to 2996 code for a protein of 835 amino acids. Gene Ontology annotation, biological process: regulation of transcription by RNA polymerase II.